CUGGCGGGGUCCAAAUCGUUCGGAGGCCGCCCGCUUAAGCGCGCUGGGAAAUGCAAAGGGAGCGGAGUUCGCGGACUUGCGCCGCCUCGCGAAGGCUGAGGCGGCGAUGUGGAAGUUUCAGGAAGGAGAGUGUGCGUGUUGGUGAAGGCCGAGGUCGUGAUGGACAUGAUAGAGGAUUACUACAGCAAGGAAGACGGAGGCUGGCAGGUGGUGAAUGUGAAGAGCAAUCCCAACCGGCAAUCUCACGGGGCAGCCCCGGAUCCGGAGGGUGAGGUCCUGAGGCCCCUCCUGAUUGGCCAAAGCAACGUCCUGCAGCAGUUCCACGUGGAGCAGCUCUCGCGCCACUUGCCCCCACGCACUGUGGGUUACCCGUGGCAACUCAAGUACGGGACGGCAACGCACGGCACAAGCCUGCGCACGCUUUACCGCGCGCUGGCGCCGCUCAGCUCGCCCGUCCUGCUCACCGUGCAGGACACACACAAGCAGGUGUUUGGGGCCUUGGCCUCGGAGCCGUUCAAGGUCAGCGAACAUUUCUACGGGACCGGAGAGUGCUUCCUGUUCACCUUUAACCCCGACCUCAAGGUUUACCGCUGGACCGGAGAUAACACGUUCUUCAUCAAGGGGGACCUGGAUUCACUGGGGAUGGGAAGUGGAAGGGGAGCGUUUGGCCUGUGGCUCGACUCGGACCUCUACCACGGGCGCAGCCACCACUGCGACACGUUCGGCAACGCUCCCCUCUCCACGCAGGAGGACUUCUCCGUGAACCAGCUCGAGGUGUGGGCGUUCCUGUGACGGGCGCAAUCCUUGCUCCGAUCGGGCCCCGACGCCCUUGGACUCUCCCGUGCGCCCGCUCGGCUGUUGCCGCACACAGGACCACGCCACUGCAGUGGUGCAGUGUGGGGGCGGGCGGGGGGGGGUGGCGGGAAAUGGGUGGGUCGGUGCAUUAUCUAGUUAGCUUAUAUAGUCAGUACGAUGUAUUGUCGGUGAGUGACUGAAUGAAUGGCUGAUGCUUCACCAAGUUCUCAAUGGCCUAAAGCCACAGACCGUUCUAGUGAAUGGUUUUGAGGUUACUAAGUCCGUGCGCAUACAUAUACGUACAACAACAACAAUACAACUACAAUGACGGAACAACAAUAACAGCUGCCGUUCACCAGGCAGUGGGGGGGAACAUCACCACAGCACUUGUGCAAGGCUCAGUGAAACUUUAGGCCACUUGAAUACAUACGUACAAAGACAACGAUUACCGCAUUACAGGAUUUUGGGACAAGUGCUCUUAUCGAGAACCUAUUAAGGCCGGCACGGUAAUACGAGGGGGUGGUGUGGCCAUCACUACGCCCGGCCA
Petromyzon marinus (sea lamprey) is the source of this 1342-nucleotide messenger RNA. Its product is annotated as oxidation resistance protein 1-like. Lineage: Eukaryota; Metazoa; Chordata; Hyperoartia; Petromyzontiformes; Petromyzontidae. Gene Ontology annotation, cellular component: nucleus. Gene Ontology annotation, biological process: response to oxidative stress. The record is from RefSeq and is a predicted model, not a curated record.